This is a messenger RNA of Oryza brachyantha (malo sina), 1346 nucleotides long. RefSeq lists its product as uncharacterized. NCBI's taxonomy places the organism in Eukaryota, Viridiplantae, Streptophyta, Magnoliopsida, Poales, Poaceae. The record is from RefSeq and is a predicted model, not a curated record. The coding region runs from base 206 to 1108 and encodes 300 amino acids. The transcript has a single exon.
GCUGCGCAACCUGGUCAGUUUGCCAGAAGCAUCCCCUAGCAGCAGCAGUAUAUCAGCAGAUCACCUCGUCACCAAAGUUUAGAGCAUAUAUACAAAUUGCCGAGCAACAGCGACGACACUACUACCAUAAUAAACAACGUACGCCCUCCUCUCCACUUCUCUCCGGCUAGUGUACUAUACUACACCACCGUCCGCAUUCUACUAAAUGCCGGAGAAGCUUCCGCCGCGCCGCCGCCGGCCGAUGGCGGCGGGGAGCUGGGUCCGGUCGUUCCAUUGUAAGUCCACGGCGGCUGGAGACGUCGCCGCGGCCAUCACGGCGCUGCCCAAGAAGCCGCACCACCUGCUUCUGCCUCGCUCCAGCUGCGCUAGCUCCGGCGACGCCCACAGGAACGUCUCGUCGUCGUCGGCUAAGGCCAAGCCGCAGUCGAGCUCGAAGCAGUCUAGUCCGGCUAAGAAGGCGAAGAAGCACAGGCUUAAGGCGGCGUCCGUGCCGCCGUCGCCUCCUCCUGGCCCGCUUGGACCGGUCCCGGCGCUCACCGAGCUCCCGGCGGGGCACUCGUCGCGGCAGGUUGUCGAGAUUAUCUUCCUCUCGUCGUGGUCCCCGCUUCCGGCGGCACAGCAUUUGCCGGCCGCGCUAGCUUCAGCCGGCGUCGGCGGGUUCACGGCAGAGGUGGAGAUGUUGUUCCGCGUCCACAACCCUGCGCGCGCCGUGGCGCGCUUCGAGGACUACCGAGCCGCCGUGCGCGCUCGGGCAGGCGGGGCCUCCCGCAGCGCUGCCGACGGCAACGAGAUGAUGCGCUUCUCCCCGGCGCCUCCUGACGGGUGCUCCUCGGCCGCAGGCGAGGACGCGCUGCGCAUCCGGACGUUCGACGGCAGCGGCGGCGCGCACGCCAACGGGCGCGGGCCGGCCUCCGGCAGGCGGGCCAUGUUCCUCUGCAGGGUGAUCGCCGGGCGCGUGGCGGAUGGGCCAGCAGCCUCCGACGCCGACGCCGACGCCGAGCCAGUGCCCAGCAAGGAGUACGACUCCGUUCGCGCCGGCAAGGGCGAGCUGAUAGUGUUCGACCGGCGAGCGGUGCUCCCCUGCUUCCUCAUCAUCUACAAGCUGUAAAAAAAAACCCCGUCCCGUUAACCUCUGCCCGCUAAUUUUGUUCACUGCCCAUGGGUGUUAAUUAAUCAACCACCAUCAACUGCAUAGCCGUGUGUAAAAUCUUAUCAGUUACCCCUGUCCAAAUCCAAUUAAACCUAGCUUCGAGUCAUUCGAGUCCACUGGUUAAUCUUUGGGUCUUCUUCGCCAUUGCUCUCAUGCAUGCAUCUUCUGCAAAGCAUAUGUACAGCCACUGUGCUGC